GUGGGAUUUGCAGGGAUCAUUGGCUUUGGCUGGGUGAUCAUGAAGGCCUCAACACCUACGGAGCAGCAAUUCUACGACCGCCUCUCUCCCGAACUCAAGAAGCAGGUAGACGCACAGAGACAGGCAGCAAGCCGAAAGGCCGCAUACGCUCAGCAGCUCGAGCUCGCAAAGCAGUCGGAAUCAGCAGAAGCGCCACAAUGGGCUGCUCAGGCGGCGCAAAAGGGAAGGGACAGUACGCCUCCUCCCAAGCAAUGAGAGGCGGAGAAGCGAUACGAACGCCAGAGUGGGCAAGGUGUAGAGAUAGCGGCGGGGGACAAAUACCAAUCAGUGUAGCAUCACAACAACGCAAAAGCACCUCUCGUCGCCCCGUCGAAGCAGACGUCUCCGCGCUUUGAUGACUGACCCUCUCCCGAGUUGAAGAAGGCGGAGGACCCCUCGUUUGCAUCGCCUACUCGCCCCCAGCAAAGGCAAGAAUCAGCGUUAGUCCUGUUGAAUGUAGGUCAUCGUAAGGAGUCACGCAUGCACCCCUGUAUAGAAAGAGGCCUCCAACUACGCCGUUUGCAGCCAACUACGCCGUUUGCAGAGCAGAAAGCGACGACCCGUUGGCGCUUUUAUGCGCCCUUUACUGAAUAGAAGGAGGCAAAGGGGCGCGAGAAGAGC
Molecule: messenger RNA, 660 nt
Organism: Jaminaea rosea
Lineage: Eukaryota; Fungi; Basidiomycota; Exobasidiomycetes; Microstromatales
Exons: 4
Coding region: 40-255 (71 amino acids)
Source: RefSeq, a predicted model, not a curated record